Molecule: messenger RNA, 981 nt
Organism: Diaporthe citri
Lineage: Eukaryota; Fungi; Ascomycota; Sordariomycetes; Diaporthales; Diaporthaceae
Exons: 3
Coding region: 1-981 (326 amino acids)
Source: RefSeq, a predicted model, not a curated record
AUGGGCCAGCCUCUCAUUCCCCCCACCCCAGCCGGUACAAGCGAGGCCGGAAAGACGAUCAUCGUCACGGGAGGAAAUACCGGCUUGGGCUACGAGGCCGCUAGACAAUUCCUCACUCUGGGCGCAUCGCGCGUCAUACUUGCUUGUCGCUCCAUUUCGAGAGGCAAGGAGGCUGUAUCUGCCCUCAAGGCCGAUCCCGAGGUCCAAAAGGCCAACCCGUCGGCGACAGUUGAGGUAUUUGAGCUCGACCUCGAUGACUAUCAGUCAGGGCUCAGAUUUACGGAGAGGGUCAAGAAGGAGGUCAAGGAGCUAGAUAUACUACUAAACAAUGGCGGCAUGGUGGCCAUGAAGUACGAGAGAAGCAAGAGCGGACACGAACGCAUAAUGCAAGUAAAUUGCUAUACGCACAUCUUGAUCUGCCUCGAGCUCUUCCCCCUCCUCCGCUCCACCGCUGCAGCCCGAGGUUCUCCCGCGCGCGUCACCUUCGUCGGCUCGGGACUCCACAUCAACGGACACACGCUGUCUAAGAAACCCAUCUGGGGAGGAGAAUCUGUGCUGGGCCACUUGGACGACGAGCAAAUCUUCGACAAGAUGAGCCGGUACGCGGACAGCAAGCUCGCAGUGGCCGCAUACGUCAGGCGCCUGGGCGCCGUGGCGCCGACCGAGGUCACCGUCAACCACCUCUGCCCCGGACUGGUCCAGACAGGCCUGGAUAAGCACCUGCCGUUUUUCUUGAAGCCGAUCAUGUGGACGUACCGCAAGACAUCGGGCCGCACUGUUCAGGAGGGUGCUCGCACCCUGAUUCAUGCCUGUGCUGUGGCGGGCCCUGAUACCAAUGGUAAAUUCUUGCAACAUAACAAGAUCCAAGCUGGCGCUCCCUUUCUUGACGAGCCUGCGGGGCAUGAGUUUACCGACAAGCUCUGGACAGAGACUGUUGAGGAUGUGGCUGCUAUUGACCCGGAGUUGCGAGUUUUUGCUUGA